AGGCUUCCUAAUGGUCUCCUCAUGGCCUGUAGAAGCAGGAGGGAUUGAGGUUGGCUUUCUGUCUCGCUCCAGGCGUUGGACCAGGGGCAGUCAGGACUUGUUGCCACCCGAAGCUGAAGGGGAACGCCCAUCUCUGACACCAUGGCUGGGGAAUGGCUUAUCAGGUGAAGACCACAGAGCUCUUGACACUGCACCUAAUGGGUUUCAUCAGUCAUGCCUGGCACAUCCCCCACAAGGAAGGCACCGAGCACUGCACCUCUCCCGUCCUUCUGUAGUGAACCCACAGCCUCCCUCUGAUCACCAUGGAGCACCCAGCUCCCAACCAGAAGAACAUCUCCACCCCUGCCAGCGCGAAGGCAGCAGAAGUCCUUAACUCCGAGCUAAAUCUUUCUCUGAGGAACAGGGAUAAAGAGGCUGUGCUGGAGCUGCUGGAGCAAGGGGCAGAUGUGAAUUCCAAGGCAGACAGUGGCUGGACACCCCUGCAGACCGCGGUGCAAAUCGGUGAGGAGGAUCUAGUCCGGCUUCUGCUGGACAGGGGAGCUUCUCUGCAGGCCAGGAAGGACAAUGGUGGCACUGCAUUUACUGUGGCAGGGGUAGCAGGGAACGUGGAGAUCCUGAAGCUCCUCCUGGAGCGCGGCUCAGACAUUAAUGACCAGGACAUCAAUGGCUUCACAGCUUUCAUGGAGGCUGCAUGGCACGGGAGGGAGGAGGCCUUGAGGUUCCUGUACAGCAGAGGAGCAGAGGUGAAUUUGAGGAGGGUGACCAGCGAGGAGAAAGCCAAGCUGCACAAAGGAGGUGCCACGGCGCUGAUGGACGCUUGCAAGGAGCGCCACUUCUCCAUUGUGAAAAUCCUGGUCCAGGAGAUGAGGGCUGAUGUGAACAUCCGUGACAACAGAGGCAGGAACGCCUUGAUCCACGCCCUAAAGAAGGAUUUGGGCAGAAAAAGGUACGAGUCAGUUGUGCCCAUAGUUCAUUUCCUGCUGGAGCACGGUGUGGAUGUGAAGAGCAAAGAUGAGUGUGGGAAAACAGCCCUCAUCCUGGCUGUUGAAAUGGAGAGCCCGGAGCUGGUGACAGCUUUGCUGGAGAAGGGAGAGAUAGACAUUGAUGACAUGGAUGAGAAGGGCAACACAGCCCUGAUGGUGGCUGUGGAGAAAGGUGAUCACAAAACAGCAAAGCUGCUGUGUGAAAAGGGAGCGAGGACUGAUCUUGGGAACCCGAUUGCAAUUGCAAUGGAAAAUCGUUCUCGAAGCAUGGAAAACCUUCUUCGUGAGUACAGGGCCAGGUUUGUUCCAGAAACCCCCAGGGCAUGGGAGCCAAACAGCAAACGCUGGAGGGCCCAGCUGAUAAAACUUCAUCAAAUGCAUCGCCCCAUGAUUGGCAAACUGAAGAUGUUUCCAUACAACCAGCAGAAAAUUCAGGAUGACAUCUACCUCGGGCUCCAUGGAGGGACAGAGGUAGCAGUGAGAAUAACCCGCAGCUCAGAGGGUGACGAAGAGAAAGAGUUCUUUGAAAAAUGCUCUCACUGCGAACAUCUACUGAAGCUCUUCCAGUCUGAGAAGGAAAAAGAUUGCAUGUACUUGUGCUUCCCACUCUGGGAGAAAAACCUCCAGGAACACCUGCAGGAGCCUGAAGGCCAAAAGGAUUACAAAGCUGCUCUGAAGAUGAUCUUCCAAGCACUGAGAGAGCUUCACUCCCUCAGAUUUGCUCAUCAGGAUCUACAGCCCGGGAACUUCGUAAUAGAUUUAGCCGGCAAAAUUUACUUAGCGGACUUUGGUAAUAAAAGAAGGUCGAUUGAAGGCCAAGAAGAGCUUGUAAAGUCAGAUUUAAAGGCCUUGGGCAGGCUCGUGCUCUACGUUUUAACAGCGGGCAGGAAACCUCUCCAGCAAGUUGGAAUGGAGGACUUGGAUCCCAAUUCCCCAGAUUAUGUGGAGGCUCUGGACCUCGUGCAAAGCUUGUCUUCUGGUGAUGAACGAGGCUUGGAAGGGUUGAGCAAACAUCCCUAUUUCUGGAGCAAUCAGAACAGGUUCAGCUUCCUGAAGACUAUAUGGAAUAAAAUCAAAGAUUACAAAAAGCAAAAAAGGAUUUUUAAAGCUGUCACUAAGAAAACUUUUCCUUAUCCAGAGUGGACCAAAAUGAUCGACCAAGAUGUUUUACAUAUCAUGGAAAAUCCUAAGAAUGCAAAACCUACCCAAUACAAAAAUGAUGUCACCCAGCUCCUGAGGCUCAUGAGAAACAUGGAUGAGCACAAAGAUGAAGGGAUCAGUAACAAAAUAGGAGACUAUGCUGAGUAUUUCCUGGCGGUUUUUCCAAAGCUCACCAUCUAUGUGUACCACAGUUUACGUCAGACCCCCAUGCGCAGACACUUUGCAGACUUCCAGGACCCUUCUCUGUAGGAUGUCACCACCUCCUGUCCCGUGUCUGACCCCACCAUCAUUCCUUUUAUUUCUUAUUUAUUCACCUGCAAAAGAGCUGAAGAUGUGGGUGAGGAGAUGGGAUAAAGCACACGCAGGGACAGAGUAUGGAGGAUUUAAAUUAGGAAAGAUUCCAAGGAGUUUGGUGUAACAACCACGAGCUUUGGAGGCUCUGAUUUGCACUGUGAUUAGACAUUGUCAUGGAAAAGUUGAAAUGUUUCAGCUGUUGAAAAGGUUGGUUUUUUGUGGGUUUGGUUUUUGGUGGUUUUUUUUUCAAACUGGGAAUUUUAUUCUUUCAAUGACUCCAUGGAGAUACAAACUUGAAAUAAACUUGACUAGAAAAUUGACUCUA
Messenger RNA from Cyanistes caeruleus (blue tit), 2763 nucleotides. RefSeq names its product ribonuclease L (gene RNASEL). The record is from RefSeq and is a predicted model, not a curated record. NCBI's taxonomy places the organism in Eukaryota, Metazoa, Chordata, Aves, Passeriformes, Paridae. Gene Ontology annotation, biological process: protein phosphorylation; mRNA processing. Gene Ontology annotation, molecular function: protein binding; protein kinase activity; RNA binding.